Molecule: messenger RNA, 1002 nt
Organism: Abrus precatorius (Indian licorice)
Lineage: Eukaryota; Viridiplantae; Streptophyta; Magnoliopsida; Fabales; Fabaceae
Product: putative transcription factor bHLH086
Exons: 5
Coding region: 1-1002 (333 amino acids)
Biological process (GO): regulation of transcription by RNA polymerase II
Cellular component (GO): nucleus
Molecular function (GO): DNA-binding transcription factor activity, RNA polymerase II-specific; RNA polymerase II cis-regulatory region sequence-specific DNA binding; protein dimerization activity
Source: RefSeq, a predicted model, not a curated record
AUGGCGCUGGCCAAAGACCAAAAAAUUCCACAUGAUUCAAGCAUGGGCAGCAAGUUUCAAACCUCCAUGAUUGUUCAUAGGGUCAAUGAAAACCACAAACCUGUGUUAGAAGAGGAAGAUGGUUCACAGUGUACUAAUGGGCUCAGCAAUGAUUCAGCAAUAACUCAUUCUCCUUCUCUAUGUGGCAGUGGCAAUGGUUAUGUUUAUAAGGGCACAAACUAUCAGCUCGAAGAAGCAGAAUCACUGAUUAAUUUCAAAGGGUACAGCAAUCUAAUGCAAGUUAGUGAAUCUUUGCUUAGUUUUCAGCAGAACAAGCUGGUUCCCAACAACUGUUACUUGAAAGAUAAUAGUCAGAAAGAGUACUGUGUUUGGGAGAACAAUUUUCAUCAAGGACAUAACCAAUGGAAUCAGAUUAGUCCAAGAAGCACUACAACAGACUUGCGCCUGGUACAGGAUUUUAAUUGCUUUCAAACUGCUAGUGGAUAUAGCUCCAUAGUCAAUGAUGCAAAAGAGAAGCAACAUGGUCAAAGUUCAUCUGGGUGGCUCUACUCAUCACCAACUAUCCCUGAUGAUAGCAUCCAUAAGUCAAGAGCACAAGAAUCUGUCUUGAAAAAGCGCCCUUCUAUGGGAGAAAACAUGAAAGCUUCCAAGAAGCAAUGCUCAACUGAGAGUAAAAUGCCGAAACAUAAGUCAAGCCCAUCCAAGGAUCCUCAAAGUGUGGCUGCCAAGAAUAGAAGAGAGAGAAUAAGUGAGCGGUUGAAAAUACUACAAGAAUUGGUGCCUAAUGGCUCCAAGGUGGGUUUUUUUUUUGUUGAUUUGGUAACCAUGCUGGAGAAAGCAAUUAGUUAUGUGAAAUUUCUUCAACUGCAAGUGAAGGUGUUGGCUACUGAUGAAUUUUGGCCUGUCCAAGGUGGAAAACCUCCUGAUAUUUCUCAGGUAAAAGAAGCAAUCGAUGCCAUUCUUUCAUCACAAAGAGAUCAGAGAAGUUCAAGCUCAAAGUAG